Mytilus californianus (California mussel) is the source of this 2269-nucleotide messenger RNA. RefSeq names its product collagen alpha-1(I) chain-like. The record is from RefSeq and is a predicted model, not a curated record. Lineage: Eukaryota; Metazoa; Mollusca; Bivalvia; Mytilida; Mytilidae. The annotation marks the transcript as partial. The transcript is spliced from 15 exons.
AACGAAGUCACGUUGAAAGAUGUUAAUAUAUAUGGGCCUAUGGUAUUGGCUAGUAGCGCUAGUUGUUCUUCAAUCUGAUGCUAGAUAUACGGAAAAGAUACUCGGCAAACUUUCCGGACAACAAGUUGCAAAUGAGAUUGUAGAUCGUGUAAAAAGAUAUAAUAUCGACUACACAGAUUAUUAUGUCGACCAUCAACAAGGACAUAACCAAGAUGAACCUUAUGAAGUCGUUGAAAUAGGACUACCUGGACCACCUGGACCACCUGGACCAGAAGGACCUUCUGGGCCAGCAGGACCCAAAGGACCACUUGGAAAUUCUGGUCCAAAAGGCAUGACUGGGGAAACAGGACCUCCUGGAUCUCAAGGAUUAGCUGGAAAUCCCGGUCCUAGAGGUUUAAUGGGAUUUUCAGGACCAACUGGACAUUCUGGACCAUCUGGACCUAUUGGAUUACCUGGACCAAUGGGAAAUAUUGGGCAUCCUGGUGUACCUGGACCUCCAGGUGCAGCUGGAUCUGUUGGACCAACUGGACCAAAAGGAAUGAAUGGACAAACAGGACCUUCUGGACCAGCAGGACCCAAAGGACCACUUGGAAAUUCUGGUCCAAAAGGCAUGACUGGGGAAACAGGACCUCCUGGAUCUCAAGGAUUAGCUGGAAAUCCCGGUCCUAGAGGUUUAAUGGGAUUUUCAGGACCAACUGGACAUUCUGGACCAUCUGGACCUAUUGGAUUACCUGGACCAAUGGGAAAUAUUGGGCAUCCUGGUGUACCUGGACCUCCAGGUGCAGCUGGAUCUGUUGGACCAACUGGACCAAAAGGAAUGAAUGGACAAACAGGACCUUCUGGGCCAACAGGACCUCAAGGACAACGUGGAAAUUCUGGUCCCAAGGGCAUGACUGGGGACACAGGACCUUCUGGGCCGCCUGGACUUGUUGGACCUGCUGGUCCUAGCGGUCCGUCAGGGCCUAAAGGAAUGCGAGGUAAGCAAGGUGAUACUGGAUCUACUGGAUCUUCUGGACUAAAUGGUCCUCCUGGACCAACUGGAACAUCUGGUCCGACCGGACCAAGUGGACCUUCAGGACCUUCGGGACCACCUGGGCCAACUGGGCUAUCUGGACCAUCUGGUCCGAGUGGACCAUCUGGACUAAAAGGAGAAACGGGACCUUCUGGACCACAAGGAGAAACGGGACCUUCUGGGCCGACUGGUCCCAUAGGACCACAAGGAGAAAUUGGACGCCCUGGACCAUCCGGACCACCUGGAAGUACUGUCCCAGCCGGACCACCUGAAAGUACGGGCCCUGGAGGACCACCUGGAAGUAAUUCCCCUGGAGGACCACCUGGAAGUAGUUCCCCUGGAGGACCACCUGGAAGUAGUUCCCCUGGAGGACCACCUGGAAAUACUGGCCCUGCAGGACCACCUGGAAGUACACCACCUGGAGGACCACCUGGAAAUACUGGCCCUGGAGGACCACCUGGAAGUAGACCACCUGGAAGUAAUUCCCCUGCAGGACCACCUGGAAGUACUGGCCCUGGAGGACCACCUGGAAGUAAUUCCCCUGGAGGAACACCUGGAAGUAGUUCCCCUGGAGGACCACCUGGAAGACCACCUGGAAGUACUGGCCCUGCAGGACCACCAGGAAGUAGCUCCCCUGGAGGACCACCUGGCAAUACUGGCCCUGCAGGACCACCUGGAAGACCACCUGGAAGUACUGGCCCUGGAGAACCACCUGGAAGUAAUUCCCCUGGAGGACCACCUGGAAAUACUGGCCCUGCAGGACCACCUGGAAGACCACCAGGAAGUAGCUCCCCUGGAGGACCACCUGGCAAUACUGGCCCUGCAGGACCACCUGGAAGACCACCUGGAAGUAAUUCCCCUGGAGGAACACCUGGAAGUAGUUCCCCUGGAGGACCACCUGGAAGACCACCUGGAAGUACUGGCCCUGCAGGACCACCAGGAAGUAGCUCCCCUGGAGGACCACCUGGCAAUACUGGCCCUGGAGGACCACCUGGAAGUACUGGCCCUGGAGGACCACCUGGAAGUACUGGAUCUGGAGGACCAGACCACCUGGAAGUACUGGGACCACCUGGAAGUACUGGCCCUGCAGGACCACCAGGAAGUAGCUCCCCUGGAGAACCACCUGGCAAUACUGGCCCUGCAGGACCACCUGGAAGUACUGGCCCUGGAGGACCACCUGGAAGUACUGGCCCUGGAGGACCACCUGGAAGUAGUUCCCCUGGAGGACCACCUGGAAAUACUGGCCCUGCAGGAUCA